AUGCCGUUCUUCUCGUGUUGCACCAAAGCGAGUCUCUGCUACUCUCCAGGCAGCUCGCGUGGAGAUUCCACUCCUCGUAGUCCUUUCUCUCCUUCUUCUCCUUAUGAAAGGCGCAAAGCUCGCGCGGCUGAUUCUUCCAAGUUUCAACGUCCCCACGCCACUUCUUCUUCUUCCCCAUUGGAUCCAUCAUCCCCUGCAUCAAUGCUCCAUGGAGGCCACAAGUUCCACGAGGCUUUCCAAAUGAAACAAGGCCGUUUUGAUCUCCAAGCUGCAAAGAUCUCGGAGAUGAUGAAAUCUAAUAACUUGGAUAAUGCUCCCACGCAGUCACUUUUAAGUAUUGUUAAUGGGAUUCUUGAUGACAGUAUUGAGAGAAACAAUGGUGAAGUCCCUCAGCGUGUAGCAUGCCUCCUUAGAAAAGUUGUUCAGGAAAUUGAGAGACGUAUAUCAACUCAAUCUGAGCAUCUAAGAACGCAAAACAGUGUGUUUAAGGCUCGUGAGGAGAAGUAUCAGUCAAGGAUCAAAGUUCUUGAAACUUUAGCUUCAGGAACUAGUGAAGAAAAUGAGCUUAUGUCUCAUCAGAUUGCUACGAAACAACUUCGACGAAUAAAGACAGAAAAGUCCAAGCUAGAAGAAAAGAAGAAAACUAAAGAAGAGGAUGUGGUUAAGCUAGAGAAAGAAAAUGGUGAAUAUAAUGUUGAAAUUUCCACUUUGAGGCGAGAACUAGAGGCAACCAAGAAAGCAUAUGAACAACAAUGCUUGAGAAUGGAAAGUCAGACAAAGCUGGAGGGAAAGAAGAAAACCAAAGAGGAGGAUAUGGUUAGGCUAGAGAAAGCAAAUGAUCAAUAUAAUCUUGAAAUUUCCAAUUUAAGGCGAGAACUGGAGACAACCAAGAAAGCAUAUGAACAACAAUGCUUGAAAAUGGAAAGCCAGACAAAGCUGGAGGGAAAGAAGAAAACCAAAGAGGAGGAUAUGGUUAGGCUAGAGAAAGCAAAUGAUCAAUAUAAUCUUGAAAUUUCCACUUUAAGGGGAGAACUGGAGACAACCAAGAAAGCAUAUGAGCAACAAUGCUUGAAAAUGGAAAGCCAGACAAAGGUCGCCACAACAGGUAUAGAGGAUAGGGUGAGGGAGCUUGAGCAAAUGACAAAAGACGCAAGCGUUUCGAAAAUUGCCCUUGAGGAAAGGGUUAAGGAGCUUGAAAAGAUUGGAAAGGAAGCAAAUGCUGCUAAGACUACUCUUGAGGAAAAGGUAAAGGAGCUUCAACAAUUCAAACAAGAGAUAGUAACUGUUAACACAAGCCUUGAAGCAAGAAACAAAGAGCUUGAAAACAUGGGAAAGGAAGCAAUUGCUGCCAAAACGACUCUUGAGGAAAAGGUAGAGGAGCUUCAACAGUUCAGGAAAGAGACAGUAGCCGUUAAUACAAGCCUUGAGGCCAAAAACCUUGAGCUUGAAAAGAUGGGGAAAGAAGCAGUUGCUGCUAAAACGAUUCUUGAGGAAAAGGUGAAGGAGCUUCAGCAAUUUAGAAUAGAGACGGAGUUGAGGUUGUAUUCUAAGUCCAUCAAACAAGAAAUAUUGAAAGUUCAAGACACAUAUACAGGAGAGUUUAGUCAAUUAGGGAAGAAGUUGCUUGAACUUGGAGAGGCUGCCGAAAACUAUCACGCUGUUCUAACUGAAAACCAAAAGCUCUUCAAUGAACUUCAGGAGCUAAAAGGAAACAUUAGAGUGUAUUGUAGGGUAAGACCUUUCUUGCGAGGGCAAGGUGCAUCAAACACUGUGGUGGAACACAUUGGUGAGCAUGGGGAGUUAGUAGUUCUCAAUCCCACAAAGCCUGGGAAAGAUGGUCUUCGUAAAUUUAGGUUCAAUAAGGUCUACAGUCCAGCCUCUACUCAAGCUGAAGUGUUUUCGGAUAUAAAACCGCUUGUUCGAUCAGUUCUGGAUGGUUACAAUGUUUGUAUCUUUGCCUAUGGUCAGACGGGAUCAGGGAAAACUUACACAAUGACGGGUCCAGAUGGAGCAAGUGAGGAAGAAUGGGGAGUAAACUAUCGUGCACUAAAUGACCUCUUCAAAAUCUCUCAAUCUCGAAAAAGCAACAUAGCGUAUGAAGUUGGGGUGCAGAUGGUAGAGAUAUACAAUGAACAAGUGCUUGAUUUACUCUCUGGUGACAGUUCUCAAAAGAGGUUAGGUAUUCUUUCUACAACUCAACAAAACGGUCUUGCUGUACCUGAUGCAAGUAUGUUUCCCGUGACAUCGACCUCGGAUGUUCUUGAAUUAAUGAACAUCGGGCUAGAAAACCGAACCGUUAGCUCAACUGCCUUGAAUGAAAGAAGUAGCCGCUCCCAUAGUAUUGUCACUGUUCAUGUUCGUGGAAAGGACUUGAAGACCGGUUCUGCCUUGUUUGGCAAUCUACAUUUAGUAGAUCUGGCUGGUAGUGAGAGAGUUGAUCGCUCUGAAGUUACAGGAGAUAGGCUUAAAGAAGCACAACAUAUAAACAAGUCACUCUCAGCACUAGGAGAUGUGAUUUUCUCUCUUGCUUCAAAGAGUUCUCAUGUACCAUAUAGAAACAGCAAACUAACUCAGCUUCUCCAAAGCUCUCUAGGUGGGAGAGCAAAGACACUAAUGUUUGUGCAACUCAACCCUGAUGUUAUUUCAUAUUCAGAGUCAAUGAGUACUUUGAAAUUUGCGGAACGUGUCUCUGGAGUUGAGUUAGGUGCUGCAAAGAGCAGUAAAGAUGGUAGAGAUGUUCGAGACUUAAUGGAGCAGUUAGGGUCCCUUAAGGACACAAUAGCGAGAAAAGACGACGAAAUAGAGAGGCUACAUUUGCUUAAAGACAUUAAUUACCCACAGAGACUGCAGAGAAAGAGCUUAGGACAUUCCGAUGAGUUAAACUUAGAAGAGUCACAGUUUUCUAUAGAAGAAGAUUCAAGAUCCCAACAAGAUCAUCUCAGACAAUCACGACACUCUAUCAUAGACGGAGAUGGCUUAGCCUCCUCCGUUGAUUCAGAGUAUGAAGAGAGGCUAGAUGAUGAAACAGAAGGGUCCAUUGAUGUUGCUCGUACAGCAGCAGAAGGGAGAAAACCAUUGAAGAUGUCAGACAAAACGUCUAAGCCAGCGACACCAAGGGCUUCUACCAAGACAACACGCCCACUUGAUAAACUUAAGGUUGCUACGAGGGCUGUAAAGGCCGCGUCAGGUUUGAGGUCACCAAGUAAGCCCACAUCAGGUUUGAUGUCACCAAGUAAGCACACAUCAAGUUUGAUGUCACCAAGCAUGAAGAAGACAGGAAGUUCUUCUAGUUUGCUCAAAUCGCCGAAACAAUGGUCAUAAAGUGAACUAUUUUAUUCUUAGCUGCUUUACUUGUAAAAAUACUUUAUAUUUGUUUUUCCUUCCUUCUCUACUGAAUCCAUUGGCUUCAACUG
Messenger RNA from Eruca vesicaria subsp. sativa (arugula), 3413 nucleotides. NCBI's taxonomy places the organism in Eukaryota, Viridiplantae, Streptophyta, Magnoliopsida, Brassicales, Brassicaceae. The record is from the annotation of a GenBank genome assembly.